UUUCGGUUCUUUGUAACUACUAAGGUAUGUUUUUUGUUUUUUAUUUAUUACAUGUAAUUUCCGUUCCCUACUAACUUUAUUUCUUCUUUUAAUUUUAUGGGUUUGGUUUUUACUUGGUCCCCCUGUUUAUCUCAUUUUCGUCCCUUCUCCAUUUUUUUGGUUUCUUUUUGUCUCUUCAUUUCUUUUGUUCUUUUUAUUCUUCCCUUCCUUCAUUUUUCCAUUGUUUUUUAUUUCCUCUUCGUUCCUUUCGUCUUUUUCAUUCCUUUACACUACCCUUCGUUCCUUUCAUUUUUAUUCCAUUCCUACUUCAUCUUUUUCGUUCCUUUACACUAUCUUUGUUCUUUUCAUUUUUUUUCAUUCCCGUUUCUUUACACUACCCUUUGUUCCUUUUAUUUUUUAUUCUCCUUUGCUCUAUUUCGUCCCCUCCAUUCUUUUCAUUUUUUUUCAUUAGUUCCCACUUGAUCUUUUUCGUUCCUUUUGUUUCUUUCACUCCCCCUUUCCCUUUUACUCUCCCUAUUUUUUCAUUCACCCUCAUUUUUUUGAUUAAUUUUUUAGAAGUAUUUUCGAAAAAACUUUUAAUAAUAUGAAAAUACUACAAAUAUUUUAUUAAUUAAUUAUAAAUUUUAUAAUUAUUUCUUAUUUUAUAUUAACGUCAAUCUUAAACUUAU
Messenger RNA from Rhizophagus irregularis DAOM 181602=DAOM 197198, 668 nucleotides. The record is from RefSeq and is a predicted model, not a curated record. NCBI's taxonomy places the organism in Eukaryota, Fungi, Glomeromycota, Glomeromycetes, Glomerales, Glomeraceae.